Molecule: messenger RNA, 198 nt
Organism: Clunio marinus
Lineage: Eukaryota; Metazoa; Arthropoda; Insecta; Diptera; Chironomidae
Source: the annotation of a GenBank genome assembly
AUGAAUUGGAUAAAUAGCGAGGGUAAAAUGAGACGACAUGAGAUCAUGAGUGGCUUCAUUGAAAUGCGAAAAGUAAAUUUUGAUUUGACAAAAAGUCAAAAAACCUUCCACCAUCUGUUGAAAGAUCUAAGUAAUGUCUUCAUAUCACGAGAAUUUAAAAAUAAAGAGAUCUCUAUCAUGUUCCACUUUAAAAAGUAG